AUGUCGGAGCAUGCCCACGACACCCGUUCCGCCAAGGCGCUGGGUGCCAGCCUCGUGCUCUGCGGCAUCUUUGCAGCAGGAGGCGUGGCUAUGUGGCGCAUGCUGGGCAUGCACAUGCACCCACAAGCUGAGGUGUCCAGCGUGGCAGAGGCAGUGGACCUCAUCCGCCAGCAGAGGGUGGCGAUCGUGGGCCGCCCCAAUGUGGGCAAGUCCGCGCUGUUCAACCGCCUGGCCGGGCGGCGCAUGGCCCUGGUGCAGAACACCCCGGACGGCCACGUGACGCGCGACUGGCGCGAGGCGCCCGCCAGCCUUGCGGACCUGCGCUUCACGGUGGUGGACACCUCGGGCAUGGAGCCGGAGCUGGGCGCGCGCGCGCCGCGUUCCAUCCAGGCACGCGCGGCGGCGCUGACGGCAGGCGUGCUGGCGCGCGCCGACGUCACGCUCCUGCUCAUGGAUGGACGGGCGGGGGUGCUGCCCGGGGAUGUGGAGCUGGCGCGCUGGCUGCGCCGCCUACCCCCGCCGCACCGCGUCCUGCUGGUGGCCAACAAGUGCGAGCGGCGCGAGACUAGUGCGGCGGGGCUGGCGGAGAGCCCGCGCCUGGGUUUCGGCCCCGCCGUCGCCGUGGCGGCCGAGGCGGGGGAGGGCAUGGCCGACCUGUAUGCAGGCCUGCAGCCCCUGCUGGAUGCCGCCUCUCCGCUGCUGCGCAUGGCGGUGGUGGGCCUGCCCAAUGUGGGCAAGUCCACGCUCUGCAACGCCCUGCUCGCCAGCGAGCGAUGCCUGACGGGGCCGGAGCCGGGGCUGACGCGCGACGCAGUCACAGCGCGUUUCAGCCACGAGGGUCAAAUCCUGGAGCUGGUGGACACGGCGGGGUGGGUGCGGCGCACGCGCCUCGACGCGCAUGACCCUGACGCCGGCGGUGUACUGACUCAGCGCUCCCUGGCAGACAGCGCGGCGGCCAUGCACAGCGCGCAGGUCGUGGUCCUGGUCGUGGACGGCGUCAGGGUGUCGGAGCAUGGCGAGGGGCUGACACACCGCGAGCUGAUGCUGGCCAACGACGUUAUCCUGCACGGCCGCGCGCUGCUCAUCGCCGCCAACAAGAUGGACGCGCUGGGGCGGGAGGCGAGGGCGGGUGUGCUGGGCCUGCUGCGGCGCAGCCUAGACCGCGGCCUCCCCGCCGGCGCCAGCGUGCGCCUGCUGCCCAUGUCGGCGCUGCGCGCCGAUGUGGCAGGCCUGCUGCCGGCGGUGCACGAACUGGCAAGUUCUUACACGACCGGGGGAGGGAAGGACGUGGGGCGCAUCAAGUACAUGCUGCAGGCCAAGGGCCGGCCCCCGACCUUUGUCGCCUGGGUGUCGGGCUCCGCGUCCAUGCCGUCCUCCACCCAGAACUUCCUCACCAAGUCCCUGCGCGCCGAGUUUGGGCUGGAGGGGGUGCCCAUCCGGCUAAAGGUCAGGGCCAAGGAGUCCAGGAGGCCAAAGUAA
Messenger RNA from Auxenochlorella protothecoides, 1479 nucleotides. RefSeq names its product GTPase Der. The transcript is spliced from 7 exons. The coding region runs from base 1 to 1479 and encodes 492 amino acids. NCBI's taxonomy places the organism in Eukaryota, Viridiplantae, Chlorophyta, Trebouxiophyceae, Chlorellales, Chlorellaceae. Gene Ontology annotation, molecular function: GTP binding; ATP hydrolysis activity. The record is from RefSeq and is a predicted model, not a curated record.